Molecule: messenger RNA, 900 nt
Organism: Symbiodinium pilosum
Lineage: Eukaryota; Dinophyceae; Suessiales; Symbiodiniaceae
Source: the annotation of a GenBank genome assembly
AUGUCGCAAGCGUUUGUCUAUGCGGUCUCCGUGGGGAUCACAGCCCUUAUCCAACUAUCAGGAUUUGCUGUAGCCUUUGCGCUUCAGACUGAGACCUUCUACGACAUCCUUGGCGGGACCAACUUUUUGGCCCUGGCAGCAUGGUCUGCGUGGUGCAGUGCUGCUUUCUUCAGCAACACUAGGCAGAUCAUUGCGACAGCGCUUUUCGUGCUCUCCCGCGGUUGGCUCCUGGUCUUCUUGGCCUGGCGCGCCCAUGAGCGAAAGGGCGACUCCCGCUUUGAUGGCGUGAAGGACAAGUUCGGCAGAUUCCUGUUGUUUUGGGUGGUGCAGGGCGUGUGGGUCAUGCUGAUCUCCAUGCCGAACCUCUUUAUCAAUUCUUCUGCAGCAAACAGGCCCCUCACGUGGUUCGACUGGGUCCUGGUGGGCGGCUUCGCCUAUGCAGUGAUUGUCGAGAUCCUAGCGGACAUACAGAAGGCCAACUGGGUCCAAGCAGGUCGCCCCGGCGGCUUCUGCCAAGUUGGGGUUUGGGCUUAUUCGCGGCAUCCGAACUAUUUCGGAGAAAUCUUUCAAUGGUGGUGCGCGUGGGCAUUAGCAUACAAUAGCUCCGAGCAUGCUGCUGGCUAUUCCGAUCCCCUCUGGUGGAUCUGCAUCUUGUCCCCGGCGUUCACGAUGCAUAUUCUGCUGAACCUAGCUCCCACCGGUAUCACCAACGCAGAGGGCAAGAAUCUCAAGCGCUACUACGAGAAGUGCCCAGAUGAGUAUGCAGAGUACCGGAAGAAUACUUCCAUUCUCAUCCCGAUGAUUGGAUACAGACACGUUCCGCUAGGUCUGAAGAGGACAAUCUUUUUCGACUUUGAGCGCUACGAGUACCGUCCAGGAGGGUCUGGAAAGAAAGAUUGA